GAACAACAAGUGACUUUUCAGAGUCAUCAGCAAUUGUGCUGUUAAAAUAGUUUACCUGGAAGAAACUGCUAAAUAACAUUUAGGACUACUCUGCUUUUACUGUUUAUUUUUCACCUGCAAGUAGAGUGACAGAAAAAUGAAGAUUUCAGAUCGGCCUAGUGACACGGUCCGUCUCUCUGUAUUGGAACAUCUCCGUGUGGUUCACGGGAUAAAGCUGAAGAACUGUGGACGGAAGAAAGAGAAAAGGUUUACAGGUGGUACCAAAGUGUUUGGAGUUCCACUGGAGAGUUUGCCGUUGUGUUACAUGCCUCCGUGUGGGCUGCUACCCUGCUUUCUAGUGGAUGCCUGUGAGCAUCUACUGGAGCAUGCUGGGACUGAUGGCCUUUUCAGAAAAUCUGGCUCUGUUGUUCGUCUGAGGACCCUUAGGGCUAAACUAGACCAUGGGGAGGCGUGUCUAUCCACAGCCCUCCCCUGUGACGUGGCCAGCCUUUUGAAGCUGUUCUGCCGUGAGCUUCCAGACCCCCUAUUCCCCUCAGACCUCCACUCAGCCCUGCUGAAGGCCCAGCUAUUACCCACUUUGGAGGAGAGGGCCUUGGCCACCCAGCUGCUGUCCUGCCUACUGCCUGACAGGAACUUUGCCUUCCUCAGUUACUUCUUCCACUUCCUCGCAAAGGUCUCCCACAGGUGUGCAGAGAACAGGAUGACCAAUAGUAACCUGGCUGUGAUCUUUGCCCCGAGCCUGCUUCCUCCCAGCCACGGAACAGAGGGGAUGGACACAUAUAUGAAACUCAAAGCUGUGGUCUAUACCUUCAUAGAGAAUGUCCAUUCAUUUGGUGUGGUUCCUCAGGUGAUCAUGGAGGGCGUCCCAGGUCAUGCUGAAAUGUCUCCCUGCAGGAAGAGACGGCCACUCAGAAAGAGCCUGGGUUUGGAGGACUUCCCAGACAUUCAGCUUUUCAGGAACAAAACAUUUUGCUCAGGGAAACCAGGCUCGAGUCCUUCAGCUCAGUUGGCCAGAUCUCCCUCCACCCCAGUGAGGACAGAGAGCUGCAGAGUACAGAGCAAAACACUCAAAAGAAUGGAUUCGGGAAACGUUGGGUGUUUUUCGGCCAAAAGGCUGAAGGGAGGUGACAGUAUCCGCAGGUAUCCUGGUCUGGGAAAGCUGAACCUAACCCCCUGGAAGAGCAGGAGACGCACCACUCUAUAGUCUCUAUCAAAUGGAGAGAUCUCAAUUCAUCAGACAUCAAGGCCCAUGUCAGUUGUCAUUGUUUUGCAUUGAAGAUGAAAAUAACCCUAUGAAUGUCACAUUUUAUUGUAAAGACAUUUUAUUUGUCUUUAGAAACGUUUGGACUUCUGGAUAUUUAAUUUAUUUCCCUGUACAUAUUUCCUGUAGUCCACCUGUCCAACAUGUCUGUAAAACUAAAAUUUGUUUUAAUAAAUAGGUUUAUUUUUAA
Salvelinus sp. IW2-2015 is the source of this 1451-nucleotide messenger RNA. RefSeq names its product inactive Rho GTPase-activating protein 11B-like. NCBI's taxonomy places the organism in Eukaryota, Metazoa, Chordata, Actinopteri, Salmoniformes, Salmonidae. Gene Ontology annotation, biological process: signal transduction. The record is from RefSeq and is a predicted model, not a curated record.